GAGAAAACAGACACCGAGUCAAUUGAUCCUGUCAACAUGUGCUUCCCUGUUGCAUGAGGAGAAGAUGACAGGGGGAAAAAAAUCUGCUUAGUCACUGACUGAAAAAUGGAGUUUGCAAAAACUGCAGUAUGGUCUAGUGAUUAAAGCAAAGGAUGAGGAGAGAGCAGGGCUGGGUGCUAGUCCCAACUCUACCACAGAUUUUUUUUGUGAGACCUUGGGCAAGUCACUUAAUUUCUUUGUGCUUCAGUUCCCGCAUCUGUAAAAUGGGAACAACAAUCCACCUCAGGGCAUUUUGAAACCUUUCGAUGGAAAGUGGGAUAUAUUAUUACUGUGGUCUCACAAAUCUCAGAGUUAGUGCAGUUUAAGCAAUGGCUACUACUUUCAUUGAGCUAAUGUCACUUAUUAAUUACUACUGUUAUUCCUUAUGUGUGCUCCACGAGCAACCAAAGCCUACAAACCAAGAUCAGUGCUCCCUUGUGCUAGGCACUGUGCAAACACACAGGUGGCUAUGAGCCUCCACAAAGAUCUUACAAUCUAUCAUACCCUGUUCGCCUCUUAUAUCUGUAAGCAUUGCAAUUCCAACAAUACUAGGGGAGCGGGACCUGGAUUCUUCACUAGUGAUGAUGAAGCAUGAGCAGGAAAGAAGCCGGCUUUGACUUUCAAAACUCAAGGUGAGUUUGCAGGACUAACAUUUGUGGGGAUGGGGAAUCUCCUUUGUACUUUAAAGCUUGAUGUAGAAGUUUUUGAGAUACAGAGAAUAUAGAACAUUACAGUGUUCUUCAGAGUAGGAUCAACAUUUAAAUUACGAGCCAAAGCCACAGAGCCCAGCCAAGAACUCAGGAGUUCCUGGCUUCCAAUCCCAUGUUCAGACCACUUCCCCAGACCUGUCACAGCUGGGGUCGUGCUUGGAAAAGAGCUCACUGGGAAAGGAUGUCAUAAUGUCGUUGAGUAACCACAAAAGCCACUUAUUCAAAAUGCAGGUAUGUUAGCAUAGCCUGAUAGCAUCUGACCUACAACAUCAGGGCUGGAAUAAGCAGUGACAUGGUUAAAAAUGAGUCAGUUCUAAUUUCCAAACGUUUAGAUCAGUUUACUAUAAUAAUUGCUCAGAUGCACUUCCGUCUUUAAAAAAAACACAGAGAAGCCGAUCGCCUCAGCUGAUUAGCUUUUUUCAAUAUAAAACAUGUUAAAUACAAAACUAUACACCCAGCAAAACACAAAAACAGAGGCAAAGAAAAAAAAGGAAAUGUAUUUUUAAUAUUUGGUCUCUGAGAAGCCGUGCAUAGGAGUUAAAAACAUCCACGUCCAUUUCAUUGCUUCUAGCAGCAUAUACAUUGACUGUGGUAGUGAAGCAUUCUGUCUGAUUCCUGAAGUAAAGUGCAGUUUUUCUGGUGCCGAAGAAGUUACUGUAGAAAGGGAUCUCUGAGUUGAAACAGGCCAGGGGGAGUAAAGAGGCGUGGAUUCUAUACCCAGUUGUGCCACUGAUCUGCCAGGUGUUCUUACACAAAUAAUUACAUGUGUAAUAAUCCCAGCCUUACAUGGAUAUUGUGAGGAUAAUUCAUUAAUGAUUGCAAAGUGCUUUGAGAUCAGUGAAGGAAAGGUGCCAGACCGGCUAGAUUCUCUAGCUUGCUGCAUUGCCUGUGUGGGGCAAAGGGAGAAGAGACAGUCCAAAACUUCCCUGACUGAGAAACCUGUGCUUUUGGAGGAGUCCUUAGCAGGGGUAGAAACAAUAUAACAGGUUCCUACGCCCUCUGCACAGGGGAUAUGAUAGAGCUGAGGAGAGGCAUCAUGGGGGUGGGGAAGAUGAAUAUCACACUUCAGCUAUUCCCAGGUAACAGAUGGCCCUUUAGGGACAGUUGCCAGCAGGUACAAUUUAGAGCAGUCCCCUGGUUGCUCUAGCUGAAGCAGAGACUCAGGCAACUAACUAAGAGCAGCUGAGAGUCGGGCCUUAUGACUGCACAGUACUAUUGUCACUUAGAAUUGGCGCCACUUCUGCCUGCCCCUGGGAGUGGAGGGUGCUCAGCACCUUUCAAGGAGUGCUCAACAUCCACUGGAUGGCACCCUCUGUGAUGUUGGACAAGUUAUGCAACAUCUCUGAGCCUCAGUUUCCCAGUCUGGGAAAUGGGACUGAUGUCAAAUAGCUCUUUACAAAGAUGGGUGUUUCGAUGAAGGGGGUGAAUAAAGAGAUACAGACUAUAAUUAUUAAUAAUUUGACUGACAGCCAGGGCGUAGUUUUGGUGCACCAUGUCUAGUUCAUUCUUUAAUGCACUCCAGGAUUUUGUUUUGAAGCAGUUCGAGGAAUAGGAGUGACUACUUUUUCCCAGCAAGCUAUUCCCAUGAAGGAACCUCAGUUAAUGAGGACUAUUGUGUCCCUCUGGCAUGUUGCUGUGGUGUGGAUUCCAUUGUAUUAGAUGUGCAACACAAACUAACUGUGGAACAGAAGCCUUCAUGCGGACCUCCUGCAUUUGUUCUUGUUCAUGUGUGUUACAUAUAGCAAUAGACUGAACCACAACCCACACCACCACAACUUCGCUCCUUCCCCUUCCCUCUCAUGCAUGAGUAUCCUGUGAUCUUAGAGAGACAAAGUGAGUGAGGUAAAAUCUUUUAUUGGUGAGAGAGACAAUGGAGCUCUUCAGGUUUGGGAAAGGUAUUACGAGUGUCAGAGCUAAAUACAAGAUCGAACAGAUAGUUUAGCAUAAGUAAGCAUAUUCUAAGGAACCAUUCAAGAUGAAGUGGCCUGUUAACACUGAUUUUAAGGCCAUGAUUUUUAGUGUCUAGCAAAGUUAUGAAUUUAAUAAAAACACUGGAUUUAUGGCUUAUUAUAACAAUCUGUAACCCACUAUCCCCCCUCCCCCACCUCCUUUUCGUCCUAUGACUACAGGGGUGUUAACGGGCCACUUCAUCUUGAAUGAUCCCUUAAAAUAUGUUCUAACUACUUAUGCAAAACUAUCUGUUCGACCUUGUGUUUAGCUAUGACACUCUUAGCCCUGGUCUACACUACAGAAUUACUUUGGUAUAACUACAUCGCUCAGGGGUGUGAAUAAUCCACACCCCUCAACAACAUAGUUAUACAGACCGAAGCUCUGGUGUAGACAGAGCUAUGUUGGCGGGAGAGCUCCUCCCACUGACAUAGCUACCGCCACGCAUGGAGGUGGAGUUAUUAAGCCAACGGGAGAGCUCUCUCCUCUUGGCUUAGAGCAUUUUCAUCAGAUGCACUGCAGCUGCACAGAUGCAAGUUUUUAGUGUAGACAAGCCCAUAAUACCUUUCCCCAGACCUGAAGAGCUCUGCAUAGCUUGAAAGUUUGUCUCUCUCACCAGCAGAAGUUAGUCCAAUAAAAGAUAUUACCUCACUAACCUUGUCUCUCUAAUAUCCUGGUACUGAUACAGCUACAACAACCCCACAGCAUAUGGCUUUCUAGGUGCCCACCUUUACUGCAUUUUCAUAUGGCUAUUUUCAGACUGGCAAAUUUUUAAGGAGGACUGGAAUGAAAACAAUUAACUGAGAAAGCAACUGACCAGAUCCUCCUCUGGUGUAAAUCAUCAGAACCCCCUUGACUUCAACGUCUUAAUAAGGGCUGAGUUUGCUCAUACUCCUACAGGAGCCCAAACCUUUGUUUGUUCCCAGAGCUCAGGCAAUAGCUGUGUUAUCACUGUUUAACAGGGUUAUAAUGGUAGUGCUUAAAGGCCAGUAAGAAUAGGGGCCUGUUAUGCUAGGCACUGUACAAACCAGAGUAGUAGACAAUCCUUACUAGCUUCAAAAUUAGCUGUGGCCCAGCAAAGCACUUGUGUGUAUGUUCAGUAUGAAGAACGAGAGUACUUCCAUUGACUUCAGAGCCCAGGCUAAAGCUCUGUUCUGGAUUGGGGCUAUAUGAGCAGGAGCAUUAUGUGGGGUAUUGAGUCAAGAUGUGUGAAAUGUUCGCGGUGAGAUCAGAAAUGACACACAACUCACCACUAACUUGAAACUCAGUUCACAAACCUUCCCUGGGAACCUGGUCCAAAUUGAGAGACCUGGGCCACUCCAUGGCUUGGCAUGAAAAUACUUCCUCUCCCCCAGCCUCUGUCUUGCCUAUUUGCAUUGUAACUCUUUAGGGUCAGGAGUUGUACAGCACCUAGCACAACGGGGCCCCUGAGGCAUUACUGUAACAAACAUAAUUAUUAAUCAUCAUCAUGUGAAAUCCUGGGAAAGCCAGACAAGCAAACCCAUAUGUGGCCUGAGCCUGUAUAGAUUAGCUCAGCUUCUCCCUUGGCACUGCAGAACUACACACUGGAGUUUUCAGAGGAAUCCCUGAAUCUCUAGGAGCUGUGCUCUCCAUGGGCCAACAGGAACUAGUGGCCGCUGCACAGCGGAACAGAGCAGAAGCAAGAAAAUCCCUUGCAUUCUCUCCUGAUCUCUGGGUAUUUACAUGCUCUGGGAGUGGGAUCUCCAGCUUCUUCCAUGGGGAAAACCCCUGCUCUCCCCACCCCAGCCAAACACAAAAGUUCAUAGCCAACUCCGCAAGCUGAAACUCCCUAUAGGUUAUUCCUGCAGAGGGAAGAAUGAGGGCCAGACCCUCAGCAGGGAUAAAUUGGCAUCGCUCCAGUAUAUAUUAGCUGAGCCCAAACUGCAAAAUUCAAACAAAGACCCAAGCUUCCCAGAAGUUUGAGGGGGUUGCAAAGGUCAGGACCUUCUCAGGGGGUUUGCUCCGGAACCCAUGUCUAGCAGCGAUCUCUUUUCUCUUCCUUUAACAGCAGCAGUUUUGCUGCAGGCUCAGUAACAGAGUUUGUUCUGCUGUGUUCCAUGAUAGUGACCAUUUCCUCAAUCUGCUUUUUUUUUUUUUUUAUAACAUUUUCAGGAAGUCAGUCUUGCCCUUUGGCUUUAAACCUAAUACAGGAUCCAAUACUACGCCUCAUGGUUAAUCACUCUUUUUUUCUUUGGAGUAAUACAGUAAUAUUUAAAAGUGAUAGCAUUAUUUUCCCGGGUGGAGUGCGCCUGCUGGAAUUUGUUUGAAGGUCGGGGUGGGGAGAUUCCUAUUAAUAAAAGAGUUAGGCAAGCAAAAUUCAAAUUCACACACAAAAUUGGUUUCCUCAUCAUUUCCUCAUCCGCAGACCUCAGGAGCAAACGUGAGAGCAGAAGCUGGAGACUACCCACAAAGAAGGCUUCAACUUUGAGCAAAUAAUUCUCCUGUUUAACAGAAAUAUACUAUAUACAGCAGCACAAGCCUAUGAUUUAAAGAGAGACGCAUGGAAAAAACAAAUAUAUAUGGAGGGUCCUGCUUUUCUCUGAAUCACAUUCACCACAGAAACAUUGUCUCUGUAGGAUUAUUAAUAAUAACCAGGGAUACAUUGGACAACAGCUUAAAAAAAGAGGGCCUGUUUAGAGAGAUGCAGACACAUUGAAUGAAUUGUUCACUCAUGCUGGCUGAAAUUCCCAGUAUCGCCAACUCCAAACAUUCAAACAUCAUGAGUCAGGCACCAAAAGAUCAUGAGAUUGGCUUAAAAAUAAUAAAUUUGGAGUUCUUUUAUUUGCCUUCUGAUUUUCAAGUCUUUUCCUGGGCACACAUGGAGGCUAGAAAGUUGCUUUUAAAUGAAAGCUGAGAUUCCCACAUAAUCAUAUGAUUCCAGGAGCUGAGACUUUAAGAAAAAAAUGUCUCACAUAUCAUGCAACUUCCAACAAAAUCAUGAGAGUUAGCAACAGGAGGUCAAUAUGAGACCAAUUCACUGUACAAAUCCCACUCAAAAUUGGGCUUAAGUGGAAUUUAAGUCACACACAGUUCUUGCUCUGGCUAUCUGCACUAGGGUGGCUCACCAUGACCUAUGGAAAGUCAUUUGACCUCUCUGUCAGCCCGUUUAGGAACAAAUCUUACCUCACUGAAAAUGAAUUGCUGCAUUCGAGUGAAACAAUCCUAACUAAUGUCAUUGCACCCUCCAGGCCAGCCCCAUUUACAGGAAUAGCAGGAGGCAUUACACUGAACAUUAUGCAAUUGUACAAAGGGUAAUGAAUGGCCAUUUCAAUGACAAGAUGGCAUUAUGCUAGCCACUUUAGUAUUACUGUGCGGGGACACUGCAGGCUGUGUGCCUCAUCUAUGCCUGGAACUGGCAACUUCCUCAGACUGCAAACAACCACACCUCUCUUCAUUUACAUGGACUCUGAAAACUCACGCCUGCAAAGUCUUUCAGUGCUGAGCCACCAGCGAGCUAUAGCCAAAAACCUGCACUGAAAAUGGCUUUUACCACCCGCACUGCACAAGAAACUGUGCUCCCAGGGAGCAGUAUCCCUCCAUCACUGUCCUCCUUACAUCCUUUCAUGCACCAGGGUCUCUUUGCUCUUUUCUUGUGUUUUUGGACUAACUGUAAAUCCUUCUUGGGCUACCUUCUGCCCUGAGAUACUCACAUUGCCACUGAAGUUAAUGGAUUUACUCUGAACAGGUAUGAUGGAGCAGAAGCCAAUUCAAGCUGUCUUGAUCUCUGCCUGAAAGCGCACCAUGCAUGGAGAUACAACAUCAACAAUAAUAAGAAUACCAAAGGGCAAAACUGGGAUCUGUCUAACAAAUACUCCAGUGUUCAAGCUAAUGAGAUGGUCCAUGCUUGCAUUUGGCCAAUGUCAAAUAUAAAGCUGUAUUUAUGGCUAUUAUUGGUUAACAGUAAGGCCCACGGAGUGCUAGGUGUUAUACAAAGAAGCAAGAAGGCACCGCCAUGAGUCAUGAAGCUCACAAGCACACAUAAGUGAGGGAAAGUAGUACAGCAUGUAAGUAGAGCCGUCAAAUGGCAUUUGGCCAUGCUCUGAAAAAAGAAUGUUAAGGUCUUCCACAUUCCCAGCACAGCAGAAGAGGGUCUUCAAGAGAGACUUACAUGUGGGAGGGGUCUACUGGAUGAGCUCAGGAAGAUCACACCAAAUAUAGGGAGCUGCAGUGAAGAAGGCACAGAGGUGAUCAAGAAAGAUGCUAAUGAACAGACGAGGCUGGGAGCAUUGGCAGAUGGGUGGGACGAUGUUGGGGCAAUAUGGUGGGUCAGAGCUAGGGACGGUUUUCCUGCACAAGCAUCUGCUUGUAAACACUGAGAUAUCUGAAAAUGGAAAAAAAAAGACUGUUUUUUCCAUCAAUUCUGACAUUUUGCAGGUGGUAAGGUUUUUUUUCUUUUUUUAUUUCCUGCACAGCUCUCGACAGAUGCCAUAUUGCUAGUAACAGAGGAGAUUCUGCAAAGCGCAGUGUUCCUGUAUCUCAAAUGACUCACUUGCUGCUUGCAGGAUGGUUACUGUAUCAAGCCAGUGAGUUUCAGUAACAGGAUAUGAACGCCUUUAACACAAUUUACAAGCCCCCCACUGAAUUCAACGGCAAAAGUCAUUGAUUUAGAAAGGAGCACAGCCUCGCCCCUAUCAAAUCUCAUUGUUUACCAUAUUUUUCAAUAUGUGAUUAGCCUACAGUGCUGGUAUUACCCAUUGUACAGAUGCAAGAUGGCUGCUGUAGUUGCAUAGGUGCAGUGCAGAAUCCAUGAGCCCAACCUUAGCAAUCAAAAGUGUGUACAUGGAGAGUAGGGAGUCUCAUUUAACUCCCUCCGGCAAGAAUUGAUCUACUUCUCUUUAAACAUGUAAAUGUGCUCAGGGCCGCCCAGAGGAUUCAGGGGGCCCGGGGCAAAGCAAUUUCGGGGGCCCCUUCCGUAAAAAAAAGUUGCAAUACUAUAGAAUACUAUAUUCUGGUGGGGGCCCCUGUGGGGCCCGGGGCAAUUUGCCCCACUUGCCCCCUCCACCACACCCCCUGGGCAGCCCUGAAUCUGCCUGGUUUUGGAUCAGACUGGGCCCUGUUUUGGCAAGGAAAGGUGUGUUUCAAUCCAGCUUUGUGAAUGCCAUCUGUUGCUCGGUGCCAUAUUCCUUACACAGUAUGCUCCCCCGACCCUCUCCAAUAGAAAAAUGCUCGUUUUAUGUUCAGAGUCCUCGUCAGCCUUCAAACUGCUACACUCUGCGCUAGAUUCUGACUAACCCAGUGCAAAUAUACACGGGGGAGGAGCGGGGAGGAUAGCCUGCCACACUCCCAGUCCUUGCACUUCCUGGGCACAAGAACUGCACCAGGCUUGGGCUGCUGUUGGAUAUAGAGUAGCAGGGUGACCAGAUCAGAUAUGGAGACUGAUACAGAACCUGACCUGGGCUCCUCCAACGAUCCCAGAGACAUGAUGCUUCAGUCUGGAAAAUUCUAGCAGGGGAGGUGCACCUUCUGCUGUAGAACUGUGCCUUCCAGAAACAAUCAGAUCCUACAGUCAGGCUUUAACUGGCAGUGAUAAUCAUACAAUGCUAAGGGAGCAAUGGUGACUGUCAAACUCUCUCUCUAAGAGCACUAGAUGUGAGAGCUCACCCUUGCAAACUCACUUCCAUUCCAACCCUCCCAAUCCUUUACCCUCUGUUCAAGGUAACAACCACUAGCAUAGCACAUACAAAUAAGGAAACUCUCCUCUAAUUACUGUGGUUCACAGUUUUGGCACAACCUGCUACCAGGGGAAUUUAACCACUCUCCCUUGGUUGCAAUAAGUCCUAUUGAACAGCUUCUAGAGCUGUUGAGCUUUUCCAUCUCAUUAAGUGUCAUGGCUCGACAAUUCAAUUCUAACCUGCAGCAAUUUUAAGGCUGAAACAUUAAUCAACAGCUGAACUCUAGUAUGUUUUUUUAAAUCCUGCCGUAUGAUGUUAACAUUUCAGAACACACGGUGGUCAUGAAAACAAUGGGUAUAUUAAGUUACCUUAAAUAACCUACAGACUUUUAUGUAAAAGCCUCUUUCAUGGGUUCACUGAAUGAUCUUGAGCAGGUCAUUUGAUAGCUCUGUGCCUCAGUUUCUCCCUCUGAGACAUAGGGAUAAUACUGAGCACAACAGAUGUGUUCUGAGCUUUAGUUAAUUACUUGGUAUAAUGCAGACAGAUGUUGAAAUGAGAAGGUGCUCUAUAUACAGGCUUUUGAGCAACAUUGUUUAUGUGUUGUCAUCUGCUCAAAAACAUUAAAUAUUUUGCAAUAGGAGUGGGCUAGUAUUUGGAUCAAAAGGCUGAGAAUAAAGGAGGGUCUUGGGAUAUAGUCUGGCUGGAGUGAGACUCAGCAUCUGAUCUUGGGCAAAGCUUUGUGUGUCAAUCUGCCAAGCUGCAGAUCUAGAAAAUGCAGGACCUUACAGAAAACAAGCUAGAGGCUUUGGAGGUUGAACUGUAUCGGAUAAAUGCAUUAAGAAAACAAGAACAGCACUUUAUGUAUAACUAGCAUAAAAUACAGGUUAUUUUGCUCAUUUUCUUAUGUGAUCAAUGAGAACCUAGUGUUAAAUAUUCAAAACCUCCCUGUUUUCCACAGCCCACAGAGAAAAAGUGUCACAGAGACCUUGAAUAGUAACAGGAACCACAUCUGUUGCAAACACUUCAUGCCUUCCUUAUUUCUCUCAGAGGAAGUAUGUGGCCUGUUUGGCAAGUGUCGUUCUACAUGAUAGGGUGAAGUUCACAACACUCUCAUUUGGCUGGCUGCUUCUCGACCUGAUCAGCUGCAGGCAACACAAAAACUCUAUCAUGCCUGCUCCUUUCGUGAAACAUCCUGCAAAGUGGAAUACCAUGCUCAGCAUUUAAAGUUCUGAAGUGCAUUGAUGAAAAUAAAGAGAGCAAUGGGAAAUACUAUGAAAACAACAAGAACCCCGGCAGAAAUAAACGUGCCAUCCCAAACUGGUCAGGAGAGCGAUAUCCUUGCUGUCCUCUGUGAUUAUCCCUCCCCGGAUAUAAGCCAGCCAAUAUUUCACACAGGAGAGAAACUACGUGUGAUAUCAGAUGAAGGAGGUUGGUGGAGAGUCCAUUCCCUCACUACCGGUCGAGAAAACUAUAUUCCAGGAAAAUGCGUAGCAAAAGUUUACCAUGGCUGGUUAUUUGAAGGGCUGGGAAGAGAAAAAGCAGAGGAACUUCUACAGCUUCCCGACACCAAGGUUGGCUCCUUCAUGAUUAGAGAGAGCGAAACUAGGAAAGGAUUAUAUUCAUUGUCAGUCCGGCACAGGCAAGUGAAACAUUAUAGGAUCUUCCGCUUGCCGAAUAACUGGUAUUACAUCUCUCCACGGCAAACAUUUCAGUGCCUUGAGGACCUUGUGAAUCACUAUUCAGAGGUACCUGAUGGUCUGUGCUGUGUCCUUACAACACCCUGUCUUGCUCAGUGCACUAACAACAAUGCAGUGAGGAACCAAGAACCGCCUGUGGUGAUGAGGAACAAAAACUUCAACUGGAAAAACAUUGACAGGCUGCAGAUAAGUAACGAAGAACCAGAAAACACACUGGCCAUGGAUGAUUCCUGUCUCAGCUACGGCCUCAGGGAAAGUAUCGCCUCUUACAUCUCCCUAGCAGGCGAGGACAACUCUUCCUUUCUGAGUAGCAGAAAGAAAAAAAGCCAGUCUCUCAUAUACACUGGAAGCAAACGCAAGAGUACCCUCCAUUUGCCACCUACAUAUUAUGAAGAAUGAACUUGAGACAGAUGCAGUCCACAGAAAAAGAACUGAGUUGUAAGAGCAAACCAUGAUCACCAGGCAGUCCUACCACAGCUGAAAGACACAAACAUACCAGCAGAUGAUCAAAGAGGAGAUUGAAGGAAAUGAAGUCAAAAUUAAUGCUGGUUUUGUGUUUGUAUGGAUUCUGAAUGUUAACCAGAUACUUUAAAAAAAUACCAUCUCAGCUACUAUGUACAUAAAUAAUAACACUGCACCUUUAAUUUGCUCAUGCACAGGUUAUAAUUUAAGUUGAGAGAGGAACUCUAACUAAAAAAUGAUAAAGUGAAGCAAAUGACUACUCAACAAAAGGUGAAAUCACCACUGCACCAAGGGCCAGAGUGAGGUUUAGGCACCACUUAAGACUCACUUGAGCCUUCAUACUAGGCCUUAUGUUGGCACCAUCCUCAGGAGUGAAUAUCACACAGUGUUAUUAGAAAAGGAUGGGUUUGCUGUUCAUCACCUUUUCUGCGUCAUUAGAAGACUCUCAGCAAUAAGACUAUUCUCUUCUGAAUGCAAAGUUAUUUUCAUCUCUGCUGCAGAGAAAUCAGAAACUCACUGGCUCCCCAAAGACAAUUAAAACGCAGCUGGUAUCUAACUUCCAAGAACUGCUUUGGUGACACUGAAUCUAGACUGAAUUUCAUCUUCUUGGAAAAAAAACAAAACAAACCUGCUCUUCGCAAUGGUUUAACUCAGCUGCUGGCAAUGCCAAGUGAAAUCACAAGACAGAGCAACCUUGGAGUUGUUCUUCACAGUGAACUAAAUGGCUUCAAAGUGCAUACAUGGGUGUAACAGAGUAGAAUUCAGCUGCACAGGCCCAAUCUAGUAAUAUACACCAGGAAAUGUUUUAAAGUGAAAUUUAAAGUAUGCUCAGAUUAGGUCCUACAGUCAUAGUGAGUUGCAGUAUGUCUGAAAUUUGUGUGAAAGUGCUCAGAUUUCAACUUAAUUUCUUGAAGGCUACAUAUAUUUAUGUAUAAUAUUUAUAUUAAAUGCUUUUUAUUUCUAAACUAUAUAAUAGUUUAACAGCAACAGGUACAAGAGAUUUUUUUUUCUGUACAUCUUUCUGAAAAGAUACAUGAAAUAGCAAUAAGAGAGGGGUUCCCAAACUUUUUAACUGCAUAACCCCAUUUUAAUGAAGUAUUUCCUGCCAGGACCCCAGGCAGGAUGGAGGUCACACCACAGAGAGGAUACCAUUUUGCUCUACAAAAUUGCAUCCUCAGCACACUGUGACCUCAUAUGUAUGGUGCAUGCAAAGUCACUCUGUGCAGAGGAUGCCAUUUAGUUGAGUAAAAUGGCAUUCUCCAUGCAUUGUAACUUCACACACACCGUACAUGGGAGGUCAUGCUGUGCAGACCAAAAUGGAAUCCUCCAUAUGGUAGGGAUGGCCGUGACCCCAUCGGUUGAUGGCACGACCCCAUUUAGGGUCGCAACCCACAGUUUGGGAACAGCUGCAAUCAGAUAUUACCUAAAGCCAUCUAGUGACAAAUAGAUUGAACCAUCGUGGACUAGAGUAUCUUCUGAUGCACGUGUAUCUUUUCUGUAGGUCUGUAAAUGAGAUCACAAUUUGGCCCUUUGAACCCUGAUUCUCUAGUGCCUUCAGCUUCAGGGGAGUCAUUUACCCCUAUAGGAAUAACACUGUACCAUCCAUGUACAUGAAUUGAGAAUUUUGACUUUAACACAGCCACUCUGCACAGGUCUAAAUGACUAUCCAAGGUAGGGAUCACUGAAGAACUGGGUCCUUUAUGGAUAUCUUCUGUACUUGUUUCUUAACACAAUCUGUGUAUGUGAUAAAAGUUCACAAUGAUCUAUGUAAACAGUCCAUAGUCUGAUUAAAAACAUUUGGGAACAAUAAAACGUGAAUGUAACUUACUUACAAAUAGCGACCACCACAAAACAAAAUAGACUCAGGAACUCUAGAUGUUUGUACACUCUGAUAUAUUGCUACUAAGGGGUUGGGCUCUUAACCAAUGAAACAUAUAUGUGAAGCAUUACCAUUUUCUAAAGCACGUCUUUGUAUUUAUUCCCCAUUAAAAUAAUAUGUAAUCGCUA
Messenger RNA from Malaclemys terrapin pileata, 12495 nucleotides. It is a transcript of the gene SLA, whose product is annotated as Src like adaptor. The record is from RefSeq and is a predicted model, not a curated record. NCBI's taxonomy places the organism in Eukaryota, Metazoa, Chordata, Testudines, Emydidae. The transcript has 8 exons. Bases 9571 to 10425 code for a protein of 284 amino acids. Gene Ontology annotation, molecular function: protein binding.